This is a messenger RNA of Lodderomyces orthopsilosis Co 90-125, 1539 nucleotides long. RefSeq lists its product as uncharacterized. The record is from RefSeq and is a predicted model, not a curated record. NCBI's taxonomy places the organism in Eukaryota, Fungi, Ascomycota, Pichiomycetes, Serinales, Debaryomycetaceae. The coding region runs from base 1 to 1539 and encodes 512 amino acids. The transcript has a single exon. Gene Ontology annotation, biological process: tRNA processing. Gene Ontology annotation, molecular function: ligase activity, forming carbon-nitrogen bonds; ATP binding.
AUGAGCAAUAUAUCAGUGCAGUCCUUAAAACUGGUAUUUCAACAAUGCUUUGGUCCCAAACGUAUACCGAAAAAGAUUGCCGUUGGGCUAUCAGGUGGUCCUGAUUCCAUGCUACUUAUGUGGCUAUUGCAGAAAUAUAAAACACUCAUGCACUAUGAUGACAUGGAGCUUCAUGCCAUUACAAUAGAUCACAAUUACCGAGUCAAUUCAGCAACUGAGGCUAGAAAGAUUUCCCAAAUAAUGAAGCAAUGGAAUGUAAAUCACAUCAUUGAAAAAUUACAGUAUGAUGUUGACCCCAAAACUAUUGCCAAUUUUGAGGAAGUGGCAAGGACAAAAAGAUAUGAAGCUAUCGGUUCAAUAUGUAGUACCCUUGACAUCUCGACUGUAGUGUUAGGGCAUCAUUGUGAUGAUCAGGUAGAGACGUUUGUUCAGCGACUUCAAGGUAACUCGUCAAUUUUUGGGCUUGCUUGUACGAGACAAGUGUCCAAUAUACCAUUAGCUGUGGAUCUCAACCCUUCCGACCAACCAAAUUUUAAACCAGUGAAAUUGGUGCGGCCACUUUUGGAAUAUGAAAAAGCAACAAUAUUGGCCACCUGCGAUUUAAAUGAUAUCCCCUAUGUGGUUGAUCCAACAAAUAGUGAUACUAAACUAACACGACGGAACUAUUUGAGAAAUUUAUUUGGCAACGUAUUACCACAAAUGAUGGACAAUUUCGAACCCCAGAGAAAGCAAAAACCCAGUGGUGUUGUUCCCAGUGCCAUCACCUUUUUUCAAUACAAAUCGAUUAUAAAAAGUGAAUUAAUAAAAUCGCAACAACAAUGCGCUAAACUUGCGCGGGACUAUGAAUUAAAGGCGCAUAGGCUCUAUCAACUACUAUCACAACAGAAAAAGUUCUCGGAACUACCUGCUUUGGGGUCACUACAAUUGAAACUUACCAAAAAAAGUUUGAGUGGGUACAACAAAAUCAUCACAGGCAGGUUCCUCUAUCAGAGGUUAUACUCCUAUUCAACCUUGAACCAUUACCAUUGGGCAUACGCAAAGUUGGAAAGGAUCCUCCUACCUAAAUUGGAACUGUUCUCCAAGACUUCAAGCACUGAGGUAAUGAGAUUCACAAUUAUGAAUCUAAUCUUUGAGGUGUCGAAUAAUGCCAACUCAAACGAACUUGCAAUCCACAUUUCACGAGCUCCCUUAACUCGAAAUGAGUUACAGGACAGCCCUUUUGAGGUUUUAGUUAACAGCGAUUGGACCCAGUGGUACCUUUUUGACAAAAGAUUUUGGUUACGUUUCAGAUCGCUUGGAAGGGCUGCUAGAUCUGUCACUAUCGGACCAUACCAACAUAAGAUCCAUUCUCUAUUAGUCUGUAAAACUUUGAAGGAGAGCGGCAUAGUAACCAUCAACAAGAAGCUUGAUACAUUGCCGGCUAUAUUUCAGGAUGGGAAAAUUGUUGCUUUUCCAACAUUAAAUAUCCUGGAUGUUCCUAUCCAGAGUGAAUGGGCUUUGAAAGCGAAUAAGUAUGACUUCGUAGAUACCAUCGUUUGA